UUAUAGCAGCUUACAACCAACUUAGAAAUAGCUUUACGCACCAGCUAGCAAUAGCAGCUGCAGCAGCUUGCACACUGAAGUCAUUUUCAACCACAUAUUAGCUGCUUUGGCCAGUUUACAUAAUCUUACCCAUUACCGUACAUCACAAUGGCGGUGGAAAGCCGAAAUAGCUCCGCCGUCAACGGCGUUGAUAUCUACCACCUGCCGGAAGGUUGCAUAGCGAACGUUCUAUCAUUAACGUGUCCGAGGGAUGCGAGUCGGUUAUCGCUUGUGGCUUCAAUUUUCCGGUCCGCAGCUGAAUCUGAUGCCGUUUGGGACCGGUUUCUGCCGCCGGAUUAUCGUGAUAUUGUUUCCCGGUGUAGUGAUGGACCGGAUUCUAUUGUGUUCGAUUCGAAGAAGGAGCUUUAUCUUUACCUCUGUGAUCAUCCUUUUCUGAUUGAGGGUGGAACUAAGAGCUUCUCAUUGGAGAAGCGCAGUGGAAAGAAAUGUUACAUGUUAGCUGCAAAGUCACUUGCAAUUGUUUGGGCUGACACACCUAUGUAUUGGAGAUGGAUCUCCCUUCCCGAGUCCAGGUUCUCAGAGGUGGCUGAGCUUCUUGACGUAUGCUGGUUUGACAUUGCCGGCAAGAUAAACACCUCUAUGUUAUCCCCUGGCACCAAAUAUGCUGCGUACUUUGUGUUCACAACAAAAUUCAGGACCUAUGGAUUUGAUCACCAAAGUGCAGAGGGUGCAGUAGGGAUUUCGGGACAUGAAAGAAAAUCUCACACAGUUUUUCUGGAUCCAGAGGCAGCACGGAGGCAUAUGUACGAAAUAGUUCCUAGGCGGCUGGGACUAUUGAACCAGAUGGCGAAUAUCCUAAGACGGGAAGUGAAUCCACCUUCAGAAAACGAUGCACAAGCACUAUAUCCACAUCAGAGAAGUGAUGGAUGGAUAGAAGUUGAGUUGGGAGAAUUCUUUGUCCAGAGAGGGCAAGAAGUUGAACUGGAGAUGAGCUUGACAGAGAUCAAGGAAGGUAACUGGAAAAGUGGCUUAGCUGUUGAAGGGAUUGAAAUCAGGCCUAAGGAAGGCUAAUGAUUUGAUAUUGAAAGUUCAUUUUGUGUCUGUGCUAAGCCACUUUCCGAGUGAGCGCAAGAAAAAGAGGGACUAGGAGCUACGAGACCCUAAAAGACUUUAGUCUGGGGAGAUCUUGACCACAAGAGUUGCACAAGUUUUACAAGACAGUGUAUAUAUCAAUAAUGUAAAAUCUGUUGUAAAUAGUAUGUGGAUGAAGUCCAUGUAUGAAUAGUUUGUAGAUGGAUUUUCACUUUAUGUCCUUCCUUACACUAUUUUACUAUAGUGGUCUUUACUUUUUAUGCCUAUAAAAGGCUAUGUAAAUGGCAUUGUAAAGACGCACCAAAAGGAAGUGAAAUACUCAUUCUAUUUUUGUUUCUUAUUUA
Molecule: messenger RNA, 1436 nt
Organism: Nicotiana attenuata
Lineage: Eukaryota; Viridiplantae; Streptophyta; Magnoliopsida; Solanales; Solanaceae
Product: F-box protein At2g02240-like
Exons: 3
Coding region: 148-1071 (307 amino acids)
Molecular function (GO): protein binding
Source: RefSeq, a predicted model, not a curated record